Messenger RNA from Suncus etruscus (white-toothed pygmy shrew), 1131 nucleotides. Its product is annotated as leukocyte elastase inhibitor-like. Gene Ontology annotation, biological process: negative regulation of endopeptidase activity. Gene Ontology annotation, molecular function: serine-type endopeptidase inhibitor activity. The transcript has 7 exons. The record is from RefSeq and is a predicted model, not a curated record. NCBI's taxonomy places the organism in Eukaryota, Metazoa, Chordata, Mammalia, Eulipotyphla, Soricidae.
AUGGACCCCCUGACCGCAGCCAACACGACCUUUGCACUGGAGCUGUUCAGAGCCCUGAGCCAAGAGGAUCCCAAGGCCAACCUGUUCUUCUCACCCUUCAGUGUAUCCUCGGCCUUGGCCUUGGUAUUAUUGGGCACACGUGGCAGCACUGAGGCACAGCUGGCAAAGACUCUUCAUUUGGACACAGUGAAGGAGAUUCAUUCGAGAUUCCAGAGCCUGAACUCCGAUAUCAAUAAGAAUGGCACUUCCUACAUCCUGAAGGUCGCCAACAGGCUAUAUGGGGAGAAGACCUACAAGUUUCUUCCCGAGUUCUUAGAUUCAACUCAAAGAACAUAUGGUGCUGAGCUGGCCCACAUGGACUUCCAGAGUGCACCUGAAGAGGCCAGGCAGGUGAUCAAUGAAUGGUAAAGCCAGAAGCUUGAAGGGAAAAUCCCAAAAUUGUUGGCCGCAGGGGUGGUGAACAGCAUGACCAAACUGGUGCUGGUGAAUGCUAUAUAUUUCAAAGGGAAGUGGCAGGAGGAAUUCUCCAAACAUGCAACGCAGGAAGCUAUAUUCAGGCUGAAUCAGAAAGACACCAAGAAGGUGAAGAUGAUGUAUCAGAAGAACAAAUUCCCCCUGGGCUACAUCAAGGACCUCAGGUGCCAAGUGCUGGAGCUUCCCUACCAGGGCAAGGAACUCAGCAUGGUCAUCCUGCUGCCCAAUGACAUUGAGAAUGGGACUACAGGCCUCCAGAAGAUUGAGAAGCAGAUGACUUUGGAGAAACUGAAUGAGUGGGUGAACCCAGAGAACAUGUCUACUAAGGAGGUCAAAGUCUAUCUUCCCAGGUUCAAGCUGGAGGAAAAUUACACCCUCAACACUCCUCUUGCCUAUCUGGGCCUGACCCAGCUCUUUGAUCCCAACCAGGCUGACUUGUCAGGCAUGUCGGGGGCCUGCGAUCUUUUCAUUUCCAAAAUCGUGCACAAGUCCUUCGUGGAGGUGAAUGAGGAGGGCACUGAAGCCACAGCUGCCACACCAGCUGUCAAGCUUAUGAGGCGAGACAGAGAGUUCAAGUGUGACCACCCUUUCCUCUUCCUCAUCCGUCACAAUGCCUCCAGCACCAUCCUCUUUCUGGGCAGGUUUACUUCCCCCUAA